This is a messenger RNA of Pseudovirgaria hyperparasitica, 309 nucleotides long. RefSeq lists its product as uncharacterized. The record is from RefSeq and is a predicted model, not a curated record. Bases 11 to 256 code for a protein of 81 amino acids. NCBI's taxonomy places the organism in Eukaryota, Fungi, Ascomycota, Dothideomycetes, Acrospermales, Acrospermaceae. The transcript is spliced from 3 exons.
AGGUUGAUGGAUGCUGCGUUGGUGCAUUGAUGCAGGUUCUCGAACACAGGUGAGACCUCUACUGCCCUCAGACUUGUGGUUUGAAAUCUACAGUGUGCUGUGUGUGAUAUCUAUCCUGUGGGCCUGCGGCUGGAGGGUGCCAGGUGGGUUGAAGGGCCGGCCCAGGGUCGCUACUAAUUACCUUAGGGCUCCCCGAGUUGGGCGGGUAGGAGAACAGCAAAACAGCCUAGAGGUCCACAAAAUGGGCGUGGGCUGAGCGGACAGCGGUCAGUAGCUGAUGAGUAGACCCCUCAGUCCCUUAGAGUCAGG